Lonchura striata (white-rumped munia) is the source of this 511-nucleotide messenger RNA. It is a transcript of the gene UTS2, whose product is annotated as urotensin 2. Gene Ontology annotation, molecular function: hormone activity. The record is from RefSeq and is a predicted model, not a curated record. Lineage: Eukaryota; Metazoa; Chordata; Aves; Passeriformes; Estrildidae. Gene Ontology annotation, cellular component: extracellular region. Gene Ontology annotation, biological process: blood vessel diameter maintenance; regulation of blood pressure.
ACGAAACAUCCAACACAGCAACGAUGAAUAAACUGAUACUUUGCUGUCUCAUUAUCGUCAGCUUCUCCUGUCCUCUCUUGUCUCUCCCCAUCAUCAAUGCCAGUGAGAUGUCUUAUCAACACUCAGCUGAUGAAGAUUCGAGGUUAAACCUGGAGAGGUUGGGCAGCACCUCCCUGCUCCAGCUCCUGCCAGAGCUCCUGGGCACACUGACUGAGGACAGCAAAGCAGGUCUCACCCCCAGCAACUACAACCCAGGGGAAAAUAUCAAAGAGACUUUCUACGGGAAUCAUCCUCGAAACGCUUUCCUGGGACGCUUCUUGAUCAAGGACAGGAAACAGUACAAGAAACGUGGGAAUCUUUCUGAGUGCUUCUGGAAAUAUUGUGUGUAAACAGGAAACUCCCUGAAUGGUUGCAUAAUUUAUACAGAUGUCUGAAAACAUGUAUAUAAAUUCGCUUGAUUUAAAAUGAGAAUGAAGAAACACGAAGGUGGCGCCUAACUUUAGACUCUAUG